AAUCGAGAUUUUACGUUUUUAUAGAGUAUGAGGGAAAAAGUGUAUAUUCAACAUAUGGUAGGCAUAGGUAAUAUGGAGAUCUGAAAUUCGUGGAUAUUUGAAAUAAGUGAAACAGGGAAUCAAUUUCAUAUAGUAGAUAAACCGAUACAUGGAAUUUCAUCAUCUUAUUUGUACGGAUUUUCAACUAUGUUAUACACUAUAGGGCUUCAACUGUGAAAGGUGAAUGAUUCCAAAGCAUAUUGGAUUGGUUUGGGGAACAAAACAUUUGCAAUUUUUGGGGUGUGAUUAAAUAUUGAGAUAAUUUUUUUUAUUUCAAAUUGUUCGAAUGUAUUAAAGUUAUCUAUACAUAAAAGACUUCCUGUCUGCUAUACAUUUCAUAGCUAUGCAAAUAAUAUGCGUGGACUCCCAGUAGACUCAGCCCCCUGUAUCUUCUGCAAUCUUUGAUCCAAAUCUUAAGUAAGCCUGAGGAGUAAAUAUACCCUAAAGUACCUUUUGGGUAGCAUGUCACUACAGCGAGAAAGCUGACGAUGUAGUAAAAGAAAAAAGGGUACACCCCACCAGAACCACCACAAAACCUAAUUUUAAAGCACCAAAACUAAUUUUCCGGAUAUUUUCUUGUAAAGAACAUUAUCGCUGUUGAAUAUGAAAUCAACGUUGCCAACGUUACCAAGUGUGUAAGGAUGAUGAAGAGAUAACAACGAUUGGACAUCUAUUAUCGCAAAUGUCCUUCGUUGGCGCGCUGGAGACUACGAUCACUCCAUUUCCAGUCUCUGUGAUUUUCAAAAAUGUUGUAUUGAACGUGCUAUAAUCAAACCAAGAUGCAGCGGCUUCAGCAUUACUUUCCAUCGAUGUUGGAAGUUUUGAAUAUUUGCUUUUGUAAUAGAAAAAACAACAAUUUUGAAAAUUUUUAAUUCAAUAUUUUGAUUGGAAAAAUAAUUUGCCCCAAAUUUUGUACUUCAAAUCAAUUCGCCCUGACUACAACUUUGACACAUCAAGUUUCCAAAAAAGUAGCUUUGUUGUAAUUUUCGCCUAUGUUGCUACUUGGUAUUUCUACCAUGGUUCUACCUUAGUAUUGUAUUUGAAAUUUAUUUUUCUGAAAAAAAAUCGUAAGCUAACGUCACUAAAGAACUAAAAAUAAAUAAAACAAAUAAUACGAUAAACUCUGAAAUUAAUUUUAUUUAUACAAUCCAUUGCAAUCGAACUUUCGAGCUAUGCCAUUCCAUAUACCACGUCCAUUUGGUAGAACAAUGGCGAGAAGUGCUUCAUCUGUUAGUUUGAAUUCAUGGCCAUCGGAACAAUUAUCCAACGAUAGUAUUCUAAGCAGCCGUAGUUGUGAGCCUUCAUUUCGUGUUAGAGAUCCAAUACAAAUGUAUGAUCAGAUCACAUCGCACUAUGGAAUCGACUUUCAAAGGGAGAAUGGUCUUACUAUUGCCGAGGAAUAUAAAAAAUCUAUUGCAUUUUCUGAAACACAGAGUGAUAUUGUACCACCACUAGAUUUACAAUCGGAAGAGAAUUAUCCAGCGGCCAGUGAUAUGACCUAUUCAGUAAAAAUUGAUCGUCAACCAGAAUUUUCUUAUGCAACAUGGCUAUCGGCAAAAAGAAAACACCUUUCUGUAGAAGCUGCCCGUCGCAAAGAAGAAGCUGAGCGAAAACGUCAAGAAUUAGAGGAACGAAAGCGCAUAUCCAAGGAAAAAUAUGAAAAGUGGCUGGAAAAUAAGGCCAAACAACAAAAUCAACAAUAUUCUCAACACAGUAUAAACGAAUUAAAUUCGAAUAAAACGCAUAAUAGUCAAACAUAUUUUCCAAAUGUUUCACAAAAGUCAUUACGUUCCUCUGACAAUGAUGAAAGGCCGAAAGCUCAUCUAGAUGAAUGGGAACGUACGAAACGGUUGCAGGAAGAACGUCGACGUAUGCGAAAACAACAGGAAGAACAACAACGUCGUGAAUUAGAGGAACAGCGUCGUAAGGCUGCCGCAGAAGCCUGGGAUAAAUGGUUGGCCGAUGCGGCUAAGAAACCAAAACCUGUUCCAUUGAAUCGCGGCAUAUUUACAUUACGUGGGACAAUUUCAGAUAUUUUUGUUAAUCCCAAUGAAUGGAAACCAAUAUUGCCCAAUGGUGAUGACAAUAAUUAAAAACAUCUUCAGGAGAUUCUAACUUUUUUCAUAUAUUUUGUGUAUCUUGUUUACAUUGAAAUAUAUUUUUUAAUCUGAGCAAAUUCGA
Molecule: messenger RNA, 2220 nt
Organism: Musca domestica (house fly)
Lineage: Eukaryota; Metazoa; Arthropoda; Insecta; Diptera; Muscidae
Product: coiled-coil domain-containing protein 34-like
Exons: 3
Coding region: 1212-2132 (306 amino acids)
Source: RefSeq, a predicted model, not a curated record